UACAGCGUCUCCUUUCCUGGUGAUGGAAGCCCAGACAGAAGCUGAGCUGUGCUUCCCGCUGCUCGUCAACUCCUCCUGCAGGAAGCCGAUGAAUCACCCCGAGACGUUCUUCAUCUACGUCCUGUUCUCCUGCAUCUCUGUGGUGACUGUGGCUCUCAACCUGCUGGUCAUCGUCUCCAUCUCCCACUUCAGGCAGCUCCACACUCCCACCAACCGCCUCCUCCUCUCUCUGGCCGUCUCCGACUUCCUGGUGGGUUUCCUGCUGAUGCCGGUUCGAAUUCGCCUCAUGGGAAACUGCUGGCUGUGGGGGAGCUUCAUGUGUGCCUUAUUUCGAUACACCUCCUUCAUCAUCACAUCUUCAUCUGUGGGGAACGUGGUGCUGAUAUCAGUGGACCGCUUUGUCGCCAUCAGCGACCCUUUGACCUACCAUGCCAAAGUCACACAGAGCAGAGUCCAGGCCUGUGUGUGUCUGUGUUGGGCCACAUGUGUCCUUUACAACGGCGCCAUCCUGAGCGACUUCCUGACUCAUCCACAGUUGUACUAUUCCUGUUACGGACAGUGUGGUAACGUCCUGACGUACGUAUCAGGAGUUGUCGAUGUCAUAAUCACAUUCAUUUGCCCCAUCACUUUGAUCAUAGCUCUGUAUGUGAGGGUGUUUGUCGUGGCCGUGACUCAGGCUCGAGCUGUGAGGUCUCACGUUGCAUCUGUCACGCUCCAGGCCUCGGCCGGCGUCGCUGACAUGAAGUCAGAGAGGAAAGCAGCCAAGACGCUCGGUGUGGUUGUGCUUGUGUUCUUAAUGUGCUUCUGUCCAUAUUUCUAUCCAUCUCUCGUGACCCAGCACACAUCCACCACAUUUUCAGCCUUCGGCCUCUGGCUGCUUUACUGUAACUCCUGUUUCAAUCCCCUGAUUUACGCUUAUUUCUACCCCUGGUUCAGAAAAUCAAUCAGACUCAUUGUUACGAUGCAGAUACUCCGCCGUGACUCCUGCGAUGCCAAUGUGCUGCAUUAAAGCCUGUGCUGUGGGAAACAGGAAGACAGAGGAUAGUGAUUUUGUUUGCCAACUAAUAGCUGAACCUUGAACAUUGUAAUCCUCACCUACAGUAUUUAU
This is a messenger RNA of Betta splendens (Siamese fighting fish), 1108 nucleotides long. Its product is annotated as trace amine-associated receptor 13c-like. Bases 23 to 1009 code for a protein of 328 amino acids. Gene Ontology annotation, biological process: G protein-coupled receptor signaling pathway. The transcript is spliced from 2 exons. The record is from RefSeq and is a predicted model, not a curated record. Gene Ontology annotation, molecular function: trace-amine receptor activity. Gene Ontology annotation, cellular component: membrane. NCBI's taxonomy places the organism in Eukaryota, Metazoa, Chordata, Actinopteri, Anabantiformes, Osphronemidae.